Ceratina calcarata is the source of this 5079-nucleotide messenger RNA. RefSeq names its product mediator of RNA polymerase II transcription subunit 15-like. Gene Ontology annotation, molecular function: beta-N-acetylhexosaminidase activity. The record is from RefSeq and is a predicted model, not a curated record. Lineage: Eukaryota; Metazoa; Arthropoda; Insecta; Hymenoptera; Apidae. Gene Ontology annotation, biological process: ganglioside catabolic process; glycosaminoglycan metabolic process; carbohydrate metabolic process. Gene Ontology annotation, cellular component: lysosome; membrane. The coding region runs from base 106 to 5079 and encodes 1657 amino acids. The transcript is spliced from 12 exons.
UUACCACUCUCAUUACCGCACGCGUCUCGUUCUCCGCGUUCAGUAGACGAUGACCACUCGCUGGCGUCGCAUCGCUCUUCCAUUCAUCGCCGCGCGCUAGCCCCGAUGACCACGAUGAAGACCAGGUGCCAAGGAGGCCUCCUGUCGCUGGGUUUGGUCUCGUGCCUCCUGACCCUGCUGAUCCAAAGGGUCGCCUCGUUGAACCACGGGAACGGCCCGUGGGUGCUAGCCACCCAGGGCGAACCGUGGCCCCAGCCGAACCACAGGCGAAUCAGUAACGCGUUUUAUCAGCUGCGAGCCUCGACCUUCCAGUUUAACAUAAUUGGCGAGACGUGCGACAUAGUGACGGACGCGGUGGAGAGGUACAAAGCAAUUAUCUUAACGGAAGCACGGAUAGCGAAGAUCGUCUCGCAGGGGUAUUCUAGAUCAUCGAUAAGAGACAAUACCACCGUCAAAGGUACCCUCACCGCUUUGACUAUUGAUUUAGGGGAGCCUUGCGAAAAGGAUGGCCAGCACUGGCCUCAUUUGCAAAUGAAAGAAUCAUACAAACUCAGUAUCAAUGAAACGUCCACCGUCGCGACGCUGGUGGCCGACUCGGUAUGGGGAAUUCUUCGAGGGCUCGAGACGUUCUCUCAGCUCUUGUUCCCAGCCGGAGACAGUUCCAAGUUGAAGAUCAGAUGCCAGACGAUCGUCGACCGACCGAAGAUGCCCCAUCGUGGACUCCUGUUGGACACGGCCCGGCAUUAUCUACCCGUGCACGACAUAUUGCUCAUCUUGGACGCGAUGUCUUAUAACAAAAUGAACGUUUUUCAUUGGCACAUCGUCGACGACAACAGCUUCCCUUAUCAGAGCUCCAGCUAUCCGAACCUGUCCGCGAACGGGGCCUACCAUCCGACGAUGGUCUACACGCUUAACGACAUCCAGAAAAUCGUCGACUACGCGAGGCUGAGAGGCAUCCGGGUGAUGCCGGAAUUCGAUACUCCUGGGCAUACCAGGUCAUGGGGUUUGGCUUACCCUGAAUUAUUGACCACGUGUUACGAUGCCAAAGGGAACCCGAACGGUAAACUGGGCCCGAUGAAUCCGACGAACGCGAACCUGUACGAGUUCCUGCGUCACUUGUUCGCCGAGAUCGUCCAAGUCUUCCCGGAUCAAUACGUGCAUCUGGGUGGCGACGAGGUCCCGUUCGAUUGCUGGCAGAGCAAUCCGGAGAUCAACGCGUACAUGAAGGCGCGGAACAUGUCGAAGAACUACGCGCUCCUCGAGAGCGAGUACAUCGGCAAGCUGCUUCAGAUCACGGAUAAACUAGAAGCCAGCACGAUCGUUUGGCAGGAGGUGUUCGAGAACCGAGUGACAAUGCCGAACACCACGGUGGUGCACGUGUGGACCGGUUUGUGGCAGAAACUGCUGGAGAACGCGACCAAGGCCGGGCAUCCGGUGUUGCUAUCAGCCUGUUGGUACCUGGACCACAUCGCUGGCGGUGGAGAUUGGAAGAAAUACUACAAGUGCGAUCCUCUGUCGUUCGCUGGAUCAGCGAACGUGACUCAUUUGAUGUUGGGCGGUGAAGCUUGCAUGUGGGGAGAAUUCGUCGAUAGGAAUAAUAUACAUCCGAGAAUUUGGCCGCGUGCGAGCGCAACGGCGGAGCGCCUUUGGAGCAGCGCGAAGCAAGAUGACAACAAGGCUGCUCAGCGGCUCGAGGAGCACGCCUGCCGCAUGAACAGGCGUGGGAUACCGGCUCAGCCACCGAACGGACCUGGCUUCUGCACCUUGCGCUCCGUGUUGCCCACCAGCCUGUCCACCGACUAUAAUCUGCAGACCUGCCUGUCCACCGCGCUGCCCACCUCAACCAACGAGGACGACAGUUUACCUGAGGCCCUGUACGCCUUGUCCGCCUUGUUGCGCCCUGCCUUGUCCACCAAAGGUGAUGGUCGCCUGCGCGCCCCCCUGCCCGCCUUGCCCACCGUGUCCGCCGACCGUCGCGUUCGUUUGCACCAAGAGAGUGGUUCCCUGUAUGCCCUGUCCACCACCCACGCCACCCCCGUGCUCGCCUUGCCGAUCGCUUUGCAGAAAGCUUCAGCCGACAGAAACAGCAAACCCAAAGCAUCCUCCAGGCGUCCGAGCGAAAGCAGCUUGCACGCCAGACCGAACACCGUGCAACCGAUGUCACACAGUCCGGAGAAGGCGCCGUCCGUGCAUAAUCUCGCGGACGCGAACGACCCGUUGAAGAUGGUCAGCAAAGGCGUGGACGUGACCGUGCCGAAGACCAGGUUCAGCUUGCAGGACAGGAGCAAAGAGAUGCGAGGAUUCUCCCCGAGACUGAAGAGCUUCCCGCUGGAGAAGGUGAAGAAGUUGGAAAGUCCUCCGCCGUUCGCCCCUAAACCCAUAGGCGCGUUGAUCGCCCAGCAGAAUCAAGAUUCCGGCGUUGUGUACAUGAGCCCGAGGCUUGACAAUGGCCAGGGUGAUGCUGCGCAAAAUGUGAAUCAUCGAUAUCCGGGUGUGCAGGCUGGCCAGCAACAGGUAGUAGUGCAUCAGCAGCAGGGACUUCACCACGUGCAUCCGCACUCGGAUCAGUCCCUGCUGCCUCAACAGGUCGGGAACGUGCAAACCCAUCGCCCUUUCGUAGCUUACGGGGAGCAAAGGAAUCCUCAGAUGACUGUUCAUACCCCGGUCGCGACGACCUCGCAGCCUGUUCAACAAGUACCAAACAAUUCCGUACCUGUGACCGAUCCGAGUCAACCGAAGAAGGAGGAGCAGAACGACGCGACCGAACCCGAUUACGACAAGCAACCAGUCGGCGGUAGGAACGCGGUGAUGUACAGGAAAACGGUGAUUGCCAAGACUCCUGCACAAGUUUCUUCGGAUCCGUCUGCGAACUAUCAGAACCCUUGCCCGGCGCACGGUCAAGUGUUCUACAGAAACGUCCUGACUCCGAAUCCGCAAAAUCCUCAACACCCGCAACAGGUUUAUCAGCAAUUCCAGCAGAACAUGAUGCAGCAGCAGCAGCAAAUGCAGGCGAUGAGCUAUCCCCAGAUGCAUGGAACCGCGAGUCAACAGAUGAUGCCCAAUCAGGGGAUGACGUCUCAACAGGAUAUCAAUCAGAAGAAUCUGGUCACCGAGUACCCUAACGCGAAGGCUCAGCUGAGAGCUUAUAACGUCGACGUGGUGAAUCCUAAUCAACAGCUAUACAGAACUUCGCAACCGUCUGUGUCUCAAAUCCCUCAACAAGUACCUAUGCCUCAGCAAAUGUACGUGCCUCAGCAAAUGUCCGUGCCUCAGCAAAUGCCUGUUCCUCACCAAGCGAGGCAAUUGUAUCGUAACCCCAUGCAUGGGAACAUGAUGCAAGGACAGAUGCCUAAUCAAUCGAUGAAUCCACAAAUGAAUCCUGAGCAGAAUCCCAAUCCGGAAUCGAAUCCUCAGCCUGUGCAAGACAAGCAGGAAUCUAAGAGACGUAAACAAUACAAGUUCACCGUUGGCAUGAUUCGCGACCAGGAGAGAUUGCUAGCCGCUAUGAAGCAACAAGGUGUACCAGUAGACAUCAUGAGGAGGCAGUUUGAAAUAUUGCUGAACGAACAACGGAAGCAUUUGGAAUACAAUGAACGGAUAGAGAAGGACGAAAACGCGGAAGCAAAUCGACCCACGCCUGCUCCACGCAAAAAGAUCAAACAACAAGACGAAAAACCUGAAUGGAUGAUUCACUUGACUCCUCCGAGAUUGUCUUACAUGGAUAUAGAGAAGAUGCACGAGCAGCGGAGGAAGGAACGCGAGGCUAAACAAAAGCAGCGGGAACAGAAGCAACAGCAAUCACAGCAACAGCAGCAGCAACAGCAAUCACAGCAACAGCAAUUGCAGCAGCUUCAAUCACAACAGCAAGAACAGCAAGCUAAUGCACAGGCUCACGUGCAGAUGAAUCCACAGAGCUACCAGCAUUGGCAGCAAGCUGCUGUGCAACAACAGCUGAGACCUCAGAAUCCUGGCAACGUACCUUCCCAACCUUACACCGUUCCUGGCAAUUCGAACGAAGCUGCGAGAGCUCAGUACCUCGCUUAUCAGCAGGCCCAACGUUACAACCCGCACUUGCAGCAGUACCAAUUCUAUCGACCGUCUUCUCAGCCGAAUCCGGAGCAAGCUCAGUCCUCCAAUAACGCUCAGAUACACGAAGAGGACAGACCAUCCACGGAGUCGACGAGUUUGUUAAAAAUACGUAAGUACAAAUACGAGGUCCGACCGCAGAGAUCAAAUAACGGACUGCAGGAUCCGGAGGCUGCGAAGAAACAAUUGGAGUCUCUUAAACUAUCCGCAGAAACUAAGCGAGGUUUGGAAUACCUGGCUAAUUUGACUACCAGGAAGCCUGUGUUCAAGUUGAACGGAAUGCAAGAGCGGGACGAGGUGGAGACUGAGUUUCAGCAACGUUUGGUCAGCUCCACUCACCAGCCACCUGCUAAACGGGUCGGCGCCAAUGGUCUGGAGAACUGGAGAACUCCCAACAAUCCGCCCCCGCAGCGAUACUCGCGCAAGAUAGACGAAGAGUUCAUGUUAGAGUAUCCAAGACAGAAGCAGAACAAUCCGAGGAACGUGUACAGCGUGCAAGCUGAGAGGGAGAACGGUACCCAGCAACAGCAGCAGCAGCAGCAGCAGCAGCAGUAUUUGCAAAAUCCGGUUGGAGUGAUUCCUUAUAACAAUCCGAUGGUUGCCCGCGAGCAGGUGAUGCCGUUCAAGAUCGAGGGCAGCUGCCCUCACAAUCAGCAUUAUCAACAGAUGCAGCAGUAUCAUCAGAACACGAAGAAUCUGGUAAGGAACAACGGCGAGGGGGAUGUAGGCACGACCCAGGAAGUCGAGGUGAACAAGGCUAAUUACGAUCACGCCGGUGGCGACGCCAGCGAGAGUAUGAAGGGCGGACAGCCACCGGAUGGGAAGAUGCCAAUCCAGAGAGCGUAUUACAGGCAACCGAGCAUUCACGAAGCCAGGACCAUCGGGGGUGUGAAGUACUUGGCCAGGAGGCCAGACUGUCUUCCCAACUCGCAGAUCGUCGCACCGGAAACUCUGAUUGCCAGCAGACACGUGCAGCCCCCGAUGAUGAUCUAA